Molecule: messenger RNA, 1502 nt
Organism: Hyalella azteca
Lineage: Eukaryota; Metazoa; Arthropoda; Malacostraca; Amphipoda; Hyalellidae
Product: replication termination factor 2
Exons: 5
Coding region: 132-1040 (302 amino acids)
Biological process (GO): site-specific DNA replication termination at RTS1 barrier; mitotic DNA replication termination
Cellular component (GO): nucleus
Source: RefSeq, a predicted model, not a curated record
AAAAUAUUUAUUUUUCCUCUUUUUCCAGAAAGCAAUAGCAUUAAAGUUUAAAUUCGGUAAAUUACGUUUAUGUGUAACUCUGAUCUUCAGAUCUCAUUACCGCGUUAUUUUCUUGUUAUUGCAAAUAAAUCAUGGGAUGCGAUGGAGGUACCAUCCCCAAACGGGACGAGCUCGUCAAAACCAAGCAAAAAGGCGAACAGAAAGACCUCGUGGGUGAGCGGACAUACAGGUGGCGUCACUGCUCCGUAUCACAGACGGCAUUGCGGGCGCCUGUGGUGGCCUGCGAGCUCGGCAGGCUCUAUAACAAGGACGAGGUCAUCAAGCGACUCCUUGAGAAAUCACAGGAGUCUUGUAACAUUAGUCACAUCCGCGGCCUGAAGGACGUAAAGGAGCUGCGGUUGACCGCCAACCCCGCGUACGAAGGAGAGGAGCAGCAGCGCGGCGGCGAGACCGUCGAGGUCGGCCGAGCGCCGUGGAUCUGCCCCGUGUCGGGCCUCGAGAUGAACGGCAAGCACGGCUUCUGCUUCGCCUGGCGCUGCGGUUGUGUUGUGUCCAACAGGGCUGUCCGUGAGCUGAACACGGACGUGUGCUGCGCGUGCGGCAUCGAGAUUCAGGCCGAUGACGUCAUCAUUCUCAACCCUGACGCCGAUCAGCUGACAGAAGCUGCAGCCAAGAUGGCUGAACGCAGGAAGAAGGCUAAGGAACCAAAAAAAGAAAAGAAAGAUAAAAGGAAAGCUGAGAAUGACUCUGCUGAGUGUACAAGUCAGGAGAAGAAACAUAAAAGUGGCAGCGCAAACGAAGCAGGACCAUCAGGCACCAGAAACGGACACCAGAAAGCAGGCAAGGCGGGAGUGAGCGUAAGUGGCCUGGCGUCUUCCAUCCUACGCGACACGGAGUUCUCACACGUACGAUCCAAGGAAUACUCGGUCGCUAACAACCCUAAGCAUUCCGAGGUCUACAAGAGCAUAUUUGACACACACAAGUCCGCGCAGAAGAAGCUCAAGUCUAAUUGGGUGACGUGCAAUCCGCAGUAUUAUUAAGACAUACUUCCGGUGCUAAUAAAUUAUCAUAUCUAUAUGGGAAAUUUGACUUCAUUUACACACUGCGGAUAAGUUAGUAAAAAUGGAUUUCGUAUAUAUUUACUACAACUUAUAGUACAUGCAAGGUUAAUGGAUGACAAAAUGCAGUAGCGAAAUUAUAUACACCUUGAAUUUGUUCAAACGCUAUUUCCAACUGAACGACCGUUUUCACUUCUAACGUUUGUACUAAAUAAUAAACAUUUAUCCAUCAUUGCAUGUUUUCGUCUUAAGUGGCAUUGUGCUGCAUGGGCCGCUCAACAUUUAUCAUUUUAUGCGUCAAUUAAACAGAUUGGGCGACACUAGGCUUAAUAGAACCGUUUUGGCUGAAGGUAUCAUCUUACUAACAUCGUGGAUUAAAUCUAGUGGUAGAUGGAAAUUGUACUUUUACAACGAAACAAGAAAAAUACAUGUUAACAUGACAUU